This is a messenger RNA of Oncorhynchus keta (chum salmon), 1296 nucleotides long. RefSeq names its product neurexophilin-1-like. The record is from RefSeq and is a predicted model, not a curated record. The transcript has 2 exons. The coding region runs from base 467 to 1288 and encodes 273 amino acids. Gene Ontology annotation, molecular function: signaling receptor binding. Lineage: Eukaryota; Metazoa; Chordata; Actinopteri; Salmoniformes; Salmonidae.
GAGAGAGAGAGAGAGAGAGAGAGAGAGAGAGACUGUUUAAACGUCAAUGCCCGUAUACGAUUCCUUGUCAGUCCACACACGCUGAUAUGAGCAACGCCAAGGAUUCCAUUAAUCAACUCGGCUUCACCGCGGUGGAUAUACACUGAUACAGCCGAACAGAUAGCAUCUACUUCAUUCUCACUCACACGGUUGCAGGUUGAGCAGGAAUUGCAUACACUAUUUUUCGUGGAUGGUAAUGCGGUACAUUCUCAUGGAUUUCCAAUGUUCUAGUGAUUGGACUCAAACCCGGGAAAAGUAAAAGGACAGGUGCGUGUUGAAGGAGCCCAGGUGUAGCAGCUGAGCCUGCGUUGGACAUGGGACCCUAUCUUAGCUUUGGGGAAUACAGUGCGGGAGGAAUAGCGUCUUCGUGAAGGAAAGCUGACUUCGGGCUGAAGCGGGAAUCUGAGGCACUGCGCGCGGCAGAAAAAUGCGUUCCAACCACGGCUUUAUCUUGCUUCUCCUUAACGGAACAGCGUGCUUGCUGGCCCUGGGUCAAGAAGAUGACUCUCCAAGCCCCAAGAGCUCCUCAGCAGACGGGUCGUCCUCUAAGACGGUGGGUCUCCUGGGGAGUCAGACUCCCCUUUCCCCCCUAAGUCGCUGGAUGCUCCAGAGUAAAAGUCGGGCAGCCAAUGCCACCUCCCUGGAGCUGCCCUACCGCUCACCCAUACCCUUCUCCAAGCAGGAGUUCUGGGAGAUGCUGGGUAGUGACCUGAUGAAGCCAGACACCUCCUCUUCCUCCCGCGUCAAACGCCGGCCCAUCGUCAAGACGGGCAAGUUCAAGAAGAUGUUUGGCUGGGGAGACUUUUACUCUAAUAUCAAGACGGUGCGCCUCAACCUGCUGAUUACCGGCAAGAUCGUAGACCAUGGCAACGGAACGUUCAGCGUCUACUUCCGCCACAACUCCACGGGCCAGGGCAACAUCUCAGUCAGCCUGGUGCCGCCGGUCAAGGCGGUGGAGUUUGACCUGGAGCGCCAGAGCGUGGUCUACCCCAAGGACUCUAAGAUCUUCAACUGCCGCGUGGACUAUGAGAAGGUGGACCGCAGCAAGCGCACGUCGCUGUGCAACUACGACCCGUCCAAGACCUGCUUCCAGGAGCAGACACAGAGCCAUGUCUCCUGGAUCUGUUCCAAGCCCUUCAAGGUCAUCUGUAUCUACAUCUCCUUCUACAGUACAGACUACCGCCUGGUCCAGAAGGUCUGCCCGGACUACAACUACCACAACGAGAUGCCCUACCUGCCCUCGGGCUAGAGGGGGAC